AUGGGUAUGGAGUCUGGAGGUGAAAAGACUUUUCAAUGUGAAGUUUGUGGCAAAACCUUCCUACAAUCAAAUGAACUCCUCCAACAUAUUCAAACUCACUCAGGGCAUGGCCAAGGUCAAGCUCACAAACCUGACCAAGCUCAAAAAGUUUACCAAUGUCAGACAUGUGGUCAGACCUUUGCCUUGCCCUCACAGCUUGCUAAGCAUUCCACGACUCACCUUGGCCAAAAGCCAUUUGUCUGUAACACUUGUGAUGCAGCAUUCUCUCAGUCUUCAGAACUAUGCAAACAUGUUCGGCUUCAUGCCCGCGAAGAGAAACCUUUCAAAUGUACUUCAUGUGAGGAGACAUUUGCUACACGGAUGCAUCUCUCAAAGCAUAUUUCUAUUCAUCAUCCAAUGCUGCAGGAAAACAAUAGAGAAAGGUUACACACUUUUACAGGCAAAGUAUGUGGCAAGGUGUUUCGAGGUACAGCUGCAGUAACCAGACCUGUAGUGAAUGCCUACAAGCCUACAACAAUUCUUACCACCACUACUACGACAAGCUCAACAACUACAACAGCGACGACCAAUCACACAUUUGCCUGUGAAAUAUGCAGUGAGACAUUCUCUUUUCUCUCUGACUUAUCUAACCAUGUGAAAUUAUGUCAUCCAGCAGAGAAAAUUUCUUUUACCUGCCCUGUCUGUGACAAGGUGUUUUCACAGUCCACUCACCUAGAGACACACUUGAGGAUUCAUUCGGGUGAAAAGCCAUUUGCCUGUGACAUUUGCAAUAAAGCCUUUUCUGAUUCAUCCCUCCUUGCACGUCAUGUUAUGGUGCACUCCUCAGAUAAAUCCUACACUUGCAAUACAUGUCAAGAGUCCUUCUCUCGUCAGUCACACUUGUCCAAGCACCUAAUCUCACACCUAAGAGAUAAACCUUAUGUCUGCAACAUCUGUGAAAAAGGGUUUUCUUGUUCUGCAGACCUGUGUCGUCAUGUCCGGACACACUCCAGCACAAAACUGUAUCGAUGUGAGAGCUGUGAUAAGACCUUCACCAUUUUGGCUAAUUUCCAGAAGCAUGCUCAAACGCAUUUUGGAAAAAAUCAUCUGUGUAAUGAAUGUGGGAAGUCUUUUGUGUCUCCCUCUGAGCUAGAAAAACAUGCCCUCCGUGUUCAUCAUGGUCUUAUGGAUAUCAGUAACAAUGGAGAAAAUGAUGAUAGCGACAAACCCGUCGAAUGUGAGAUCUGUGAUAAAACCUUCCUUAAUACAUCGAACUUAAAUACGCAUAUGAAAUCACACUUUGGUGAGAAACCUUUCAAAUGUACACUCUGUGAAAAGACAUUUGUUCACUUAUCUCACCUCUCACGACAUCAUCUGGUGCACUCUGGCAAUAAAACUUUUUCUUGCAACAUCUGCAACAAGACAUUUUCCCGUGCGCAAAACCUUACCAAACACAUGAAAAUGCAUUCUGGGCAAAGGCCUUUCACAUGCAAUUUAUGCCAAAAGACAUUUACUGAAACUUCGCACCUGGCACGUCAUGUUCGUAUCCAUUCUGGUGAGAGAACCCAUAGUAUAUAUGAUGAAGGUCACAAGACAUUCCCCCACUCUUCUGAUCUUUCACAACAGUUGAAGUCACAUCAAGAUACUGGCAUUUUGUGCAAUUCUACUGAAGUGAAAGAAUUUGGAAAGCAACAGUCCUAUGCAUGUUAUAUUUGUGAGGAGUCUUUUCUGCAGUUCUCAGAUAUUGUUGCUCAUGCUCGGUUACAUUUGUCCCCAAUUUCAAGUGUAUCACAGGAUGAUGUUGGCUCUCAGCUUGGGGUCACUCCAUUUGUGUGUGGGGUAUGUGGUAAGGCGUUCGCUCAAGCAGACACAUUGUUGGCCCACAUUGAAAAUCACCCAAUGGAAAAUCCUAAAGACUUAGUUGACGAGGAGCAGGAGGAAGAUGAUGAGGAGGAAGAUGAGGAUGAAGAUGAUGAUGAUGAUGAUGAUCAGUUGAUGUCAGAGUAA
This is a messenger RNA of Acanthosepion pharaonis, 1986 nucleotides long. Lineage: Eukaryota; Metazoa; Mollusca; Cephalopoda; Sepiida; Sepiidae. The record is from the annotation of a GenBank genome assembly.